Messenger RNA from Aspergillus heteromorphus CBS 117.55, 1047 nucleotides. RefSeq names its product 2-hydroxyacid dehydrogenase. The transcript has a single exon. Bases 1 to 1047 code for a protein of 348 amino acids. Gene Ontology annotation, molecular function: D-lactate dehydrogenase (NAD+) activity; NAD binding. The record is from RefSeq and is a predicted model, not a curated record. NCBI's taxonomy places the organism in Eukaryota, Fungi, Ascomycota, Eurotiomycetes, Eurotiales, Aspergillaceae.
AUGAAACUAACCCUCUUCUCCGCAAAAUCCUACGACAAGCACUACUUCACCCAAACCCUGCAAGCCCAUCACCCCGACAUCACCCUAACUGAGCACCCCUUCGCGUUGACCUCGGAAACCGUCUCCCUCGCACAAGGCAGCACAGCAGUCUGCGUCUUCGUCAACGACACGCUCGACGCGCCUGUCCUCCACGCCCUGCACUCCUACGGCAUCCGCGCCAUCCUCCUCCGCUGCGCCGGCUACAACAACAUCGACCUCCCCCUCGCCGAAUCCCUCGGCUUCUUCGUCGCAAAUGUCCCCUCAUACUCCCCCGAAGCGGUCGCCGAGUUCGCCGUCGCACUGAUCCAGACCCUGAACCGCAAGACACACCGCGCAUACAACCGCGUUCGGGAGGGCAAUUUCAACCUGGAGGGGUUUCUGGGCUCGACGUUGUACGGGAAGACGGUCGGGGUGGUGGGGUUGGGGCGCAUCGGGAUGGCGUUUGCGCGGAUCAUGCGCGGGUUUGGGUGUCGGUUGCUGGGGAUGGAUCCGUACGGGGGGGAGGAGUUUGUAAAGGAGCUGGGGGGCGAGUAUGUGGGGUUGGAUGUGUUGUUGGAGAGGAGUGAUAUUGUGAGCCUGCAUUGUCCGUUGACGGAGGGGACGAGGCAUAUUAUUAAUAAGGGGAGUCUGGGGAAGUUGAAGAGGGGGGCCAUGGUUGUUAAUACUUCUCGCGGUGGGCUGGUGAAUACGAGGGAUACGGUUGGGGCGUUGAAGGAGGGGAUUCUGGGGGGGUUGGCUCUCGAUGUAUAUGAGGAAGAGGGAGAUUUGUUUUAUAACGAUCAUUCGGCGGAGAUUAUCCAUGAUGAUACGUUGAUGCGGUUGAUGACUUUUCCAAAUGUCUUGGUUUGUGGCCAUCAGGCGUUCUUUACGAGAGAGGCGUUGAGUGAAAUUGCGCAGGUUACACUGGGGAAUCUGGAGGAUUUCAGGUUGAAGAGGUCCUGUCGCAAUUCGCUGGUGAGGGAGGGCCAUUUGUUGGUUGAGGGGGAUAAGGAGCCGGUGCGGUUGUAG